GUAUCUUUGUUUUGUUUGUUUGUUGUGAAGUGGAAUUUAUUGUGGAGUUGUGUUUUGUUGUGUGACAAAAUCGACUAGUCCUAUCACAUCAGCAGGCUUUGUUGAUUGUUAUUAAUUUCUCAGCCAAUAAGUUAUUAAUAUGUCAGGCUGUGACUCGCAGAAGCCGGAAGGCUCUAAGGAUAAUAUUUCUACUAAUUCUAUUGACGAAGGCUUACCAAGAGAGCUCAGUCAGCUGAGUCUUUCUAGUGCAUCAAGUCAAGAUGAAUUUUAUUGUGAUAAAGGACAUUCCGAAGUAACCCUGAAAAAUUUAUUUCACUAUUUCCAAUCCCAAAAGUUAUGCGACGUGGCUUUAAUUGCAGGAGGGUGCAGUAUUCCAGCUCACAAAAUAAUACUAGCCUCAUGCAGUGAGUACUUUGCAGCAAUGUUCACUGGAUCCCUGAAAGAAGCACAGUUAACAGAAAUAACUCUAGAACGUGUAGAUUCACAAGCUCUCCAAGCUCUUGUGCGAUACUGCUAUACUGGAACAAUAGAACUGAGAGAAGAUACUGUGGAAGUACUUUUAUCAACAGCAAGUUUGCUGCAGUUGAAUACUGUCACUGAUGCUUGUUGUGCUUUUUUAAAGAAGCAGCUUGAUCCAUGUAACUGUUUAGGGAUUGCUUUGUUUGCUGAACAGCAAUCUUGUAUGACUUUACAUAAGAGUGCUAUGGAGUACACAUAUCAGCAUUUUAUGCAGGUUGUGAAACAGCAGGAAUUUUUAUCACUUCAAGCAGAGCAAUUAGCUAGUUUGCUUAAAUCAGAUGAUCUGAAUGUCAUUAGUGAAGAAAAUGUGUUCGAAAGUUUAAUGAUAUGGGUUCAACAUGAAAUUGCCAACCGAGAACAACAUUUGGCUACUUUACUUAAACUGGUCAAGUUACCAUUACUUUCAUCAGAGUUUCUAAUUGACAUAGUUGAGCAAGCCUGUGGUAAUAUGCCCGAGUGCCAACCUUUGAUAAUGGAAGCGGUAAAAUGGCACCUCCUUCCUGAACGUCGAGCUCUUCUCUUCUCACAUAGAACACGGCCAAGAACUUCUACUAUUGGACGCCUUUUGGCUAUUGGUGGUAUGGAUGGCUAUAAGGGUGCAAGUAAUAUGGAGAUGUAUGACCCUCGCACAAAUUCAUGGACACCUUAUAUGAGAAUGAGUGCGAGAAGACUUCAAUUUGGUGUUGCAGUGAUGCAAAAUAAACUCGUAGUUGUGGGAGGGCGAGAUGGACUAAAAACAUUGAAUACGGUUGAAUGCUUUGAUCUCACAUCUCUGAGCUGGAACACAUUAGCUCCUAUGAAUACUCAUCGCCAUGGUUUAGGUGUUGCCGUUUUGGGCGAUGGACCAAACUCGCCUAUUUAUGCAGUCGGUGGGCAUGAUGGAUGGAUAUACUUAAAUUCUGUGGAACGUUGGGACGCGUGCUCUCGCACGUGGACCAUCGUGUCGCCGAUGACGGGCGCUCGCAGCACAUGCGGCGUGGCUGCCCUCCGCGGACGGUUGUACGCGGUGGGCGGGCGGGACGGGGCCGCGUGCCUGCGCUCCGUGGAGUGCUACGACCCCGCCACCAACCACUGGAGCAACUGCGCGCCCAUGACCCGGCGUCGCGGCGGCGUCAGCGUAUGCGCCGCGGGUGGUUACUUGUACGCGCUAGGCGGACACGAAGCGCCGGCUAACACGACGGGAGGGCGACUCGCUUGCGUCGAGCGUUACGACCCGGUGGUCGACAGCUGGGUGCUGCUCGCCCGGCUCUCGUACGGCAGGGAUGCCAUCGGCUCCUGUCUUCUGGGCGACCGGAUAGUAGCCGUCGGCGGUUACGACGGCGUACAAUACUUGUGCGUGGUAGAAGUGUACGACUCAGAGGCGAACUGUUGGCGUAAACUGGCGCCCUUGAGCACGGGGCGCGCGGGCGCGGCCGUAGUCUCGGUGCCUCAGCCCAGAACACUCUUCUGAUACCACCAAUACCAGCUGCACACUUUCGUGCUCGCUUGUUAUAACACCACGCCAACAUUGUGAUUUUUUUGCGGUCGUCAAAUUGCCAAAAAAUCCGUGAGCAUUCUUGAAAUAUGAUCUCAUUAACUCGAAAAGGAAUUCUGGAAAUAUGUCUGUCUGAUGGUAGUGUCAUAGAAAUUUUAUUUUAUUAAUUUACGACGUAGUCUGCUAGUGUAAUUAUUGUUUCGAUGUACUCCCUUAGAUAUAGCGUAUAUAAUCGUCCUAUUUUGACCUGAGAGAAUGAAGUCCCCCUACUUUUAAUACCUACAUACAUUAUACACAAGAGAUGGCCAACAUGAUUAGACAUAAGAUCUAAUAUUUAACGACGAAAGUCGGCACGAUCUCUCAAUUACUUAUGUAUUUUUUUUAAUGUUCUAUUUUGCAUCUUUAGAGCUUCGUUCGAUCGAUCUCGGUAGCUCGGUAGCAUAUUUAUUAGUGGUGGUCACCCGGAUAGCUAAAGGCCCCAGUCCGAAUCCUGUCCGAUAUAAUUUUGUUUAUUUAUUUUGUCAAGAGGAUUGACUACUAUAGUAAUUUAUAUUAUUAUAUUAUUAACGGGGUUUGCUACCAUAUUCGUUUUUUUUAUACGUGUCCCGAUAUUUUAGCAAUCCCGUUAAUAACAAGUUAUUAUAGUGUUACUUACUCCAUUGAAGUUUAAUUCGAUUCAAAACUAUUCUCAGUAACUACAUAUUCAUAAGUGCGAGCUUUCCAUUGGUAUUAAACUUUUUUUAUUUUGCAAUUUAGAUCAACAAUGUUCAAUGCCUUGCUACCAACGCUAUUAAAUAACCUUAAAUAAUUUCUUGGUGUGUUUAAUGUUAUCGUAAUGAAAGAGCAUGAAAAUGCAUUACUUACAUGUAAUCUGUAGAUCUGAAAAAUUAUUCGGCACAAAAAAAAACUAGAAAUGUCAGCAUUUUUAUGUUAUCUGUGUAGAAUAUUUGUAAAUGUAUAAAUGUAAUUCAUUCAUUACAGUGACAAUUGAACAAAAUUAUAUAACUGGUUUAAAAUUAUUGGUCUUAUUUUAAGCAUUAAACUGCUAGAUUCAUAUCUAAAGAUUAAUAAAUUUGAUCUAAUGAUAUGACUAGAAGUUUAAUGCUUAAAAUAAGAUCAAUAAUUUACAUAAAAUCGGCCCGUUUGUUUUCGUAUUUUUUAUUUAUUUAUAAAUAUAGCAAUUUAAUUCUUAAGGGCCACUUGCACCAAAAGGGUAAUACCCAAAAUAGGCUCAACGUGGACAAGGUGCUUGGCAAAAAAUCAUUUUACAAUAUUAUUUUAUUUAUUUUUUAACCAAUUUCUAUAACCGUAAUAUAAUGGAGAGUUUCAUUAAUAAUACAAUAAAAUUAAAUAAUAAAAAAUACGGUCUCUUCCUUCCAAUAGAUAUAUAUCUAAUGUCACAUAGUCGAAAACAGCUGUAAUUGGUCGAAUUUAAGUUAGCAUCACGUCAUGUCAGCAAAAACGGCUAUGAUAAGCCAAAAUUAACGUAAGCAUCACGUCAUUUCAGCGAAAACGGCUAGGAUUGGUGGGAUCUACUAUGACAUGUGCAGACAGUGAUCUAAACCUAGGGUGCGGCCAGAGUGCACUCAGAUUCAGAUUCCGAAAACAAGCGCGAGAAAUAAACAGUGUAGUCUUAACAGGUUGCCUGCUUUUUCUCGCGCUUUGUUUUCUGAGUCUGAA
This is a messenger RNA of Chilo suppressalis (striped riceborer), 3673 nucleotides long. Lineage: Eukaryota; Metazoa; Arthropoda; Insecta; Lepidoptera; Crambidae. The record is from the annotation of a GenBank genome assembly.